Molecule: messenger RNA, 3646 nt
Organism: Cheilinus undulatus (humphead wrasse)
Lineage: Eukaryota; Metazoa; Chordata; Actinopteri; Labriformes; Labridae
Gene: mapk7
Product: mitogen-activated protein kinase 7
Exons: 7
Coding region: 131-3475 (1114 amino acids)
Biological process (GO): cell surface receptor signaling pathway; intracellular signal transduction; protein phosphorylation
Cellular component (GO): cytoplasm; nucleus
Molecular function (GO): MAP kinase activity; ATP binding
Source: RefSeq, a predicted model, not a curated record
UUGGCCCGCCGCUUGGCACUCAAAACCUACACGGAACUGCAUGAGGAAGCGGUAGACAAAAACAGGAGACAGCAGUGAAACUACGAGAUAAAAACACAUUCUCGGAUGCCGUGUUUGUAUCACAAGAAAAAUGUCAGCUAAGGAGGGUGGAGACGGGAAAAAUGGCCAACCCGUGGCUAUGUCGUCUGAAAGCAUGGUCUCACUCAAAAAUGGAGAAAACCAGAACCAGCACAGAGGCGAUGCACCAGGAGGCACAACAGACACCAGCACAGCAGCAAAAAAUUUGGCUCUGCUUAAAGCACACUCUCUGGAUGUGAAGUUUGAUGUUGGAGAGGAGUAUGAUGUAAUAGAAACCAUCGGCACCGGUGCUUAUGGUGUUGUUUCAUCUGCCAGAAGAAGGGACAAUGGCCAGCAGGUGGCGAUAAAGAAGAUCUCCAAUGCUUUUGAAGUAGUGACCAAUGCCAAACGCACACUGAGAGAGCUGAAGAUUCUCAAGCACUUCAAACAUGAUAACAUUAUUGCCAUCAAAGACAUCCUGCAGCCAAACCUCCCUCACUCUGCCUUCAAGUCUGUGUAUGUGGUGCUAGACCUCAUGGAGAGUGACCUGCACCAGAUCAUUCACUCCGCCCAGACACUCACCUCAGAGCACACUCGCUACUUCCUGUACCAGCUCCUCCGUGGCCUUAAAUAUGUGCACUCUGCCAAUGUCAUCCACCGGGACCUCAAACCCUCCAACCUAUUGGUGAACGAAAACUGUGAGCUGAAAAUCGGUGACUUCGGCAUGGCAAGGGGUCUUAGCUCACAUCCCGAGGAGUCUCAUUCCUUCAUGACUGAAUAUGUGGCUACUCGGUGGUACCGUGCCCCUGAGCUCCUCCUCUCUCUGAAUCACUACAGCUUAGCGAUCGACUUGUGGUCUGUAGGAUGCAUCUUUGCAGAAAUGCUGGGGCGUAAGCAGCUUUUUCCAGGGAAACACUACGUCCACCAGCUUCAGCUCAUUUUGUCUGUGUUGGGGACUCCUCCUGACGGUUUGAUUGGUGCUAUAAGAGCUGACAGAGUUCGCUCCUACGUUCAGAGUCUUCCAUCACGGAGUGCUGUACCUUUGGCUAAACUGUAUCCACAGGCUGAACCUGAGGCUCUGGAUCUGCUGGGAGCUAUGUUACGCUUUGACCCUCGCGAGCGAAUCAGCGUGACACAAGCGCUGGAGCAUCCCUACCUGGCCAAGUACCAUGACCCAGAUGAUGAACCAAUUUGCGUGCCAGCAUUUGACUUUGAAUUUGACAAACUGCCAAUGAACAAGGAGCAAAUUAAAGAGGCAAUUCUGAUUGAGAUCCAGGACUUUCAUCAGAAUAAACAGAGCAGUCGCCAAAGACUGCAGUUUAAGCCCUUGGCGAGGACAAAUGUCAGAACUGUAGCACAAAGCAGUAACCAGCACGAAGCUCAGCCCUCAGUGGUUAACAUGGGCAAAUCAACACUGGUUCCAAUGGCACAACACCAACAAGCAGCACAGAUACAACAGCAACCAAUGAGAGACAUGAAACCUCAACAGCAACAGGAUCAAACACCAGCAAAAGAGAACCGCACUUUUACAGGUCAGAUACAAACUUUUACUGAGCCAGAAGUCGCCCCGCCUCAUGUGACCCACAGUCUGCCUCCACUUUCUAAAAGCGAAACCAUCCCAGUUGAUGUGGACAUGCCCAGCGCCAGCUCAGACAGUGGUCAGCCAGAGACUAUCGACUUGACGACACCAGUGUCUAGUCAGGACCUUCCAGCAGAAACAAUGAGAGACAGUGAGGUUCCAGAGCAGCUGACCAGCAGCAGUAAGGCUCCUCUGACUCAGACCACCCAGAGCCUGUCCAUGAGCCAGGGGCCCGGCUCCAUCCCCACCACGCCAGCACCCACCAUGACACCCCUCCCCACCACUGUGCCUACACUUUCUCUCUCGGCAGCACAGGCCCAGUCACUGUCCCAGUCCCUCUCACAGUCUCUGUCCAAGACUGCCAGGCCUCCGCCAGGUGCAGGAGAGGGAGCCAGGAAAGAAGGAGCAAUUUCAGAGGAUACUAAAGCUGCACUCAGAGCUGCUAUACAGAAAUCAGCUCUCAGAAAUAGAGCCAGGAGUGAUGGGGUUCCCUCUGCUCUGGGCAUUGAUUCUGGUGCAGGAGUUGGCAUCUCAUCCUCCACAUCUUCUGGUCCAGAGUCUCGUCGGCCUGUUACAGCACAAGAGCGUCAGCGAGAAAGAGAGGAGAAACGGAGGAAAAGACAGGAACGAGCAAGAGAGAGGGAGAAGAAAAUGAAAGAAAAAGAGAGGAGAGAAGGAAAACAAGGGGACUCUCUUGGAGGGGUCCUCCUGAGUGACAAUGACAAAAGUCUACUUCAGCGUUGGACUCAGAUGAGGGACCGACGCAAUGAGAAACCUCAGAUUCCUAAUAAUGAUGGAACACAGACUAAUGAUUGUAAUGUUAGCUCCCACAGGGGUGUUAUUGGUGAAAACACUCAAUCAGCACUGAACAAUAAAACCGACAAGGAGGCGAGGAAGAUUCAGCCUCAUGAACAGUUAAUCUCUCAAGUCAAACCAAACCAGCCGGCUUUGUUUCAGCCUCCCAGCAACCAGCAGCCUUCAAUACUUUUUCCCAUGAGCCAGAGGAAGCCUCAAGCCAAUAUAGUUGUUUCUGUAAGUGGAGGGCUGGAUAUAAUGACCGUCACUGGUGGAUUUGUUAAAAACAACACGCUCAAACCUCACAGCGAGAGCAACGGACAAAGUGGCUUUAACUGUUUGGGGAAUUGGAGCGGGCCACCGCAACAACCACAACCAAACAGAAAACCACCGCUUCAAACGACAGGCUUUCUUCAGCCACAGCUUCAACCUCAGCCCGACCCUCAACCUCCACCUCAGCUGCUUCCUCUGGAGAGUUUUUUGACCAAAGCUCCAACCAGAGAGAAAAAUAGAAAUGAGGAUAUCGGAUGCCAAAAUAACCUCAAAUCCCACCCCAACACCUCGACUUCAAGUACAGGUCAGAUGGAGAAGCUGUGUCCUUCUGUGGGAGAAAAAUCCGGGCCACAGACCACAAACCCUCUGUGUGGGGCUUUAGGGGUUCCCUCACAGCCUCAUCCCAGCCUUGGAUUCACUGAUACUGGACAACAGGGACCUUCUGUGGCCCCUGAUAUUCACACUGUAACACUCCAGCUUUCCAAGUCCCAGGUGGAAGACGUUCUCCCUCCAGUGUUUUCGGUGACCCCUAAAGGCAGCGGGGCUGGUUAUGGUGUGGGCUUUGACCUGGAUGACCUUCUCAACCAGUCACUCACAGAGCUGCAACACUGCGACCGGGACAGUUAUGAUUCAGCCCCUCUAUCAGCCUCCCUCCUAUCUGACUGGAAUGAGGUUCACCGCAUGACUCCAGCUGAUCUAGAGUCACUGCAGCAGGAAUUGCAGCUCGGCUCUCCCAUGAUCCUCUCUGAUACAAUUCCCCCUGAUGCCUGACUGAAGACAAUGCCUCUGAUUUUUACCUUCUUAAAGCAUGAAAUCUUUGAGUGCAGACUUAUAAAAAUAAUUUAUAAGCUAGUUUUUUUUUUUACUAGACAUAAAAUAAGCACUGUUUUUUAAGCAUGAUGACAUGCUGUUCUUUCUUUGUAAUAAAGAAACCUGAGUCCU